This is a messenger RNA of Acanthosepion pharaonis, 1764 nucleotides long. Lineage: Eukaryota; Metazoa; Mollusca; Cephalopoda; Sepiida; Sepiidae. The record is from the annotation of a GenBank genome assembly.
AUGUUUAAGAAAAGCUUUCGAGUGAAGACCCAUACAACCUUGAAAGGGUCGGACAGAAAGAAAAUCAAAGCUGACAUCCUGAAAGUUUUCAAUUCCCUUGAUGAUGAAUCCCUAAAUGAAGUCCUACCUAACAAAGGAGAUGUCACAGUGAUGAAGAUCUCCACAAACAGUGGAGAAAAUGCUUUGGUUUAUUUCUUUCAAAAAAAUCCAAUGUUUUUUGAACUUGAUAAAACAAUCUUUCCUACAGUUUACCUCUUGUGGAAACAUCCUCAAAUUAUGUUGUCUUUUACAACAUGGCCUGCUGUAUUUACAAAGUUAACUGCUGGUGCUGAUUUAAUGCUUCCUGGAUUAGUAAUUGAUGAAGAAGUUCGGCCAUGGACAUUCAAGCAUAUCAAGAAGGGAGAUUCUUGUUCAGUCAACCUUCAUGGAAAUCUGGCACCUGUGGCUGUUGGCCGGAUGCUUAUGUCUGGAAGAGAUAUGUAUGAUAGUAAUAUGAAAGGCAAGGGAAUUGGUAUUAUACACCAUUUUGGAGAUGAAUUAUGGGCUGCUGGAGAUAAAUCACAACCUCCACAUAUACCUCAAGAAGUGUCUAGUUGUGACUCUUCUGAUUCUGAAGAGACAAGCUGCAUAGCCAAAGGAAAUGAUAACUCGCAAACAGAAGAGGAUGCUGAUGUUUCAGAGUUGAAUCAUUUGAACAUCACAGAAACCACUGAGAGCCUCAGUCCUUGUCAAGUAGAACAAAAAGAGGAGGAGCAGGGAGAAGAGGAAGAUGAUGUUGAUGAUGAUGAGCAGGCCAGUGCCCAAGAGGAAAUGGAUGAAUUGUUAUUGCAUUGUUUCCUUUGUGCUCUGAAAAGCAGGUUGAAGGAUAAAGACCUUCCAAUCCCAACAGUUAACUUCUAUCGGAACCACAUGAAAGCAUUUUGUUCUCCUGGAAAAACAUUGGAAAUAAAGAAAUCUUCCUACAAAAAAUUUUCCAAAUUCCUGCAAACAAUGGAGGAACAGAACUUCAUAAGAGUGACAGAGAAAAGUAAAGGUGUUGAUGUCAUUGAUUGGUUUGAUAAAACACAUCCAGAUCUCAAGGAAUUAGUUGUGCCUGAUGUGGAUCAAAAUGAAAAUAACCCAAAGACUUCAAAUACCCCAUACAAAGUGCCAACCAUUGUAGAAAUGCGAACAGUAAAAGCACCAGUGUUGCCAGUUUUCAAGGAACUUGGUUAUGAGAAAGGAAGUGCCAUUCCAGUUAAUGAAGUCAGAAACGUUGUUGUAGAAUAUGUGAAGAAAAAACACUUACAAAGAGAAUCUAAUAAAGCUGAAGUACAGUUGGAUCCAGUCUUAGCAAGUGUGGUUUUGCGUCCUGGUGAAAAUAAACCUUUUUUGGAAUGGAAAGAUCUUGUCUCCCGAUUGACUGCCAAGAUGGAAGUAGCCCAUGAACUGAGGGUUAGUGGACAGGCUCCAAUUUUGAGAAAAGGCCAAAUUAAAAAUAUUUCCAUUGAAGUGCAAAAGAGAAUGAAUAAUAAAAGGGCAACUAUUGUGUAUAACUUGGAGUCAUUUGGAAUUGUUCCAGAAAACUUUGCCCAUGAAGUCAGUGUCGGUGUGGCCUGCAGUACAAGUGUCACUCAGGCUGACAACAAAACAUUGGGGAAACAAGUCAUGAUACAAGGAAAUCAAGUACAUUUUGUAGGACAACUUUUAUUAGGUAAAUAUGGUCUUCCGCGGAGAUUUGUAAAGGGUCUUGAACUUGCACCUAAGAAAGGCAAACGCAAGUAA